Fraxinus pennsylvanica is the source of this 4611-nucleotide messenger RNA. The record is from the annotation of a GenBank genome assembly. Lineage: Eukaryota; Viridiplantae; Streptophyta; Magnoliopsida; Lamiales; Oleaceae.
AUGGAAAACAUAGAAACAUUAUUAGCUGCAGUAGCUCAAUUUGACAACGAUGAAACUGAUGAUACUAGUGUACCAACCAGAAAGCCGGAGGACUGUGGGUCAUUUCCUGCCGUCCAGGAAAUGGAUGAUUUGCAGCUGGGAGGAGUUAUGACGGGUGUAUCCGAAGAUUCUGUUGUUGAAAAGUCAUCGGCCGUGGUGAAUCCAUCGCCGGUGGCUUUGUUGACAGGGCGGGUGAUUGGGAGUAUUGAGAAGAAGAAAAGGGGACGGCCGCCGAGGAGUCAGAUGGCUGUGAGGUCUCCUCCUGUGAAGCGGAAAAAAGUAGAGGUGGAGGAGGAGGACGUUUGUUUCAUUUGCUUCGAUGGGGGAUCUCUUGUCCUUUGUGAUCGCAAGGGCUGUCCAAAGGCGUAUCAUCCUGCUUGUAUCAAGCGGGAUGAAGCAUUUUUUAGAUCAAAAGCCAAGUGGAAUUGCGGUUGGCACAUAUGUAGUGUAUGUCGGAAGGCGUCCCAUUACUUGUGCUAUACAUGCACUUAUUCAUUGUGUAAAGGGUGCACCAAAGAUGCAGAUUAUGUCUGUGUUAGAGGAAACAAAGGCUUUUGCAAUACAUGUAUGAAGACUAUCAUGCUGAUUGAAAAUAAAGACCAAGCCAACAAUGAAUCAGUUCAAGUAGAUUUUGAUGACAAAACUAGCUGGGAGUAUCUUUUCAAGAUGUAUUGGACUUACUUGAAAGAGAAACUAUCUUUGACAGUGAGUGAGGUUAUUCAAGCUAAAAACCCCAGGAAAGGGGUGGGUAUAGUUCCUUGUAAGAUACAAUCAACUCAUGUACAUCAUAAUGCACAUAAUGGAAAAUUAGCUAAUUCAUAUUGGUCUUCUGAGCAUUUGGAGUUGAAUAAGUCCAAGGAACAGCUAAGUUUUUCAAACGAGGAUCCAUUGAGCCCAAAAAUGUCGAGCAUUGAUGGAGACAGAGUGAAACUGAGUAGCGCUAAAGGUGCAGAGAAGCCAAGUCAUAUUAAUGACGUAGUUGAGCCAAGCAGUGAUGAAGGCUCUGAUAACCUAAUCAUUGACAAAGAAAUGGAGAAGCCAUGUAUUGACAACGAUGCUAACAAGCCCAGCUCUGAAAAAGGCCUAGGUAAGUCAAACAUUGAAAAAGAUGCGUGCCUGCCAAAUACCGACAAACACACUGAAUGGGCAUCUAAAAACCUAUUGGAGUUUGUUGCACACAUGAAAAAUGGUGAAACAACAGUUCUUUCACAGUUUGAUGUCCAAUCACUCUUGCUUGACUACAUAAAGAUGAAUAGCCUUCGGGAUCCUCGUCAAAAGAGUCAAAUUAUUUGUGAUUUAAGACUAAAAAAUCUGUUUGGGAAACCACGUGUUGGUCACAUUGAAAUGUUAAAGCUUCUCGAAUUCCAUUUUCUCAUUAAGGAUGAUACUCAGAAAAAUGCUUUCAUCCCGGCUGGAUUUGUUGGCCCAGUUCCAAAUGACAUGGAGGUUGGUGGAAGCAGUCAUGGCUUACCAACAAGUAAAAGUAGAAAAAGGAAAGGAAGCAAAAAGGGUGAAGAGAAAAAACCCCAGACAAAUUUUGAUGAAUAUGCUGCCAUCGAUAUUCAUAACAUUAAUAUGAUUUAUUUACGGCGUAAUUUAAUGGAGAAUCUUAUUCAAGAUAAGGAGAAGUUCCAUGAUAAGGUGAUUGGCUCGAUUGUGCGAAUCCGAAUAUCAAGUAUUGAUCAGAAGCAAGAUAUUUACAGGCUUGUCCAUGUUGUAGGUACGAGUAAGGUGGCCGAGCCUUACAAAAUUGGUGACAGGACAACAGAUAUCAUGCUUGAAGUUAUGAACUUAGACAAGAAAGAGGCAAUAGCCAUUGAUGCUAUUUCAAAUCAAGAGUUCUCUGAGGAUGAGUGCAGACGAUUACGUCAGAGCAUAAGAUGUGGGCUUGCAAAUCGGUUUACUGUUGGGGAGAUACAAAGGAAAGCCAUGGCACUCCUAGAAGUCAGGCUCAAUGAUUUGCUGGAGGCAGAGAUAGUGAGGCUAAAUCAUCUUCGUGAUCGUGCUAGUGAGAAGGGGCAUAAGAAGGAUCUCAGAGAGUAUGUAGAGAAGUUACAGCUUUUGAAGUCUACCGAGGAACGCCAACGGAGACUUCGUGAAGUUCCAGAGAUUCAUGCUGAUCCAAAAGUGGAUCCAAAAUAUGGAUCAGAAGAUGAUGCCGAAGGUGGUACUAACAGUAAGCAAGAUGGCAAUGUGAGGCCAAAUGUUUCUGGAUUUACUCGAAAUGGAAAGCAACGUUUAAAAAAAGGUAAAGAAGAGGGAUCUAUCCAGACAAAUAAUAUGAAUGAGAGAGCUGAUGCAUCUGGAUCAUACUGGUCACAGAAACAUGCAAGUCCAGUCAAUAUCAGUAUAUUAGCAAAUGGUGGCAGGAGUGAUCAAGCCAUGCGGACGUCUGGAUCAGAAACUUCAACAGCUACCAUGUCCUUGGAAAAUUCACCUUAUGCUAACUAUACUGAAACUGAAAAAUUGUGGCACUAUCGUGACCCUAGUAGAAAAAUUCAAGGACCAUUUUCCAUAGUGCAGCUGCGUAAGUGGAGUACAACUGGACUCUUCCCGCCUGAUAUGAGGAUAUGGACAAAUAAUGAUCAAUAUGAUUCCUUGCUUCUGACUGAUGCUUUAAGUGGACAGUUCCAUGGAUCAUCACAGGUACUGUAUAACUUCUCUGCACGGUCACAGGAACUUGGGGCUGCCCCUGAUAAUAGCUUACUUAAGUCCGACACUGCGGGGAGUGAGGAUAUAAAUAAAACUGGUAGAAACAGUAAUCAAACAGAGGCAGCGUUGCACUGUAGUAAUUUGCAUGCUUUGUCCAAUAAAAACACAGAAAUUGCGAGGUCAGAUGGAUCUGGUUCCUCGUUGCCACGAUGUUGGGAUUUGUUGAAUGAAAAUAAUUCCUGUACUGGCACAGUCCAAGCAAGUAAUGUGGCUCCUUCAUCAAGUGUUGGGCAAACAUAUAUAGCUCAUCUGGAUCGAGGCCACAAAAGUGAUGGGUUUGACUAUGGUUCACAAUGUGGAGGCAAGAAUACAAGGGGACCAAUGGAAGUUCAGAUGAGUGGUGGGCAUGAUUAUGAAGAUCAAUCUAAUAAUCAGAUCCAACUUGGUCAACCUUCUAAAGAAAAUGUGAGAUCUCCACCCAUUAAUUUAAACUCGAGCAUCAUGGAUUCUACCUCUGAUCUUUCUGACGUGGCCAAGCUGCCUAGCUCAUCUAAACAGGAUGGCUACAUUGACAUCUCAGAUCUUCCUAGUCCUACACCCAAGACAAGCAACAAGGAUUGUGAAGUUCAGACAGCUGAAAGACAGCCAUCAAUGUCUUCAAAUUUUCCAAUGCAAAAUUCAGAUAUCAUGGAGGUGCCAACUUCUACCCCCAAGUCAAACAAUGAAGACCAGAGAGAUCAGGUUGCUGUGACUAAGAAAUCUGCAUUGACGAGUUCGCCUGCUCCAAAUAUGGGCGCUAGUUGGGGCAGUGCUUCUAGUCUAGUAGUGACCGGGGCACAACUGCCUGAAAUGGCCGAUGAAUGGUGUGGAUAUUCCCCUACACCUGCUAAACAAUUUGUGGAGGAAUGGGAUUCUGAUCUUGUCCCUUCAUCUUCACUGAAACCUCCUGAAGUUACACAUGCACAUUUUACUACUGCAACUUUAGAUAGUAACCAACUUAGCCAGUCUCCUCCAUCCCUUCCUGUCCCAACUUUACCUGAUUGGCAGAUAUCAAUUAAUGAGCCGAUUGAGUUUGAUGCUUUGGGUGAGGAUUCAGUAUCAGAUUUGUUAGCUGAAGUUGAUGCUAUGGAAUCACAAGGUGUCUUCCCUUCUCCCGCUUCAGCCAUGAAAUAUGGUAAGGAAUUGAUGGAAGAUUUUAAAGAUGAUUGUUUUAGUUCAAUUGAUGAUUUCAGUCCUAUACCCGAUCCUGGAAAAAGUGAUGCGUUGAGCUCCACGGAGGAGAUACAGCUAAAUUGUCAGUUUGCCAUGGGAUGCAAACCAAUUGAUGCAUCUAACUCUAAUGCUCUUGAUCAUUUUAGGAGGUCUAGUGUACAUUCAUCUGCAAGUAGUGAGGGAGAAACUAGUUUCCCAGUUUACCAAGGGGAAGCUGGAUCAGAACUCCAUCCUCCUGCACCAAACAGCACGAGUCAAGACAUGGUUGGAACAACUAUGGCUCUUGGCACUGGAUCAGAAACUAUGGACUCUGGUAGGGUAAUGGUGCAGGGUAACAUUAAUCUGGUGACCGUUCAGGGUAAUGUUAAUCUGGUCUUGGGAGGACCUUCUCAGGGAAUGGCAGAUCUUGGUUGGGGAACAAACCAAGGGACAGCAUGGGGAAAUCCAAACGCAAAUUGCAGUGCUCCAAAUGGAAGUCUACCGUGGGAUGGCCAACGAAAAUAUGGUGGGGAAAGGUUUACGGGCCCCAGGGAUUGGGCAUAUCAAGGUAGCGAACCUGGAUUUGGGAGGGGCAGGCCCACAUGGGGUAGGCAGCCUUAUGGUGGUGGAGGAUAUUCUAGGCCCCUUCCCAAGGGGCAGCGAGUAUGUAAAUUCUAUGAGAAUGGGCAUUGCAGAAAAGGUGCAUUCUGUGACUAUCUACACCCAUGA